Menidia menidia (Atlantic silverside) is the source of this 3450-nucleotide messenger RNA. The record is from the annotation of a GenBank genome assembly. NCBI's taxonomy places the organism in Eukaryota, Metazoa, Chordata, Actinopteri, Atheriniformes, Atherinopsidae.
CCCCAGCUCUUUGGUAUUGAGUUUGUUGACAGUCCAAGCCUGGCAACGUUGGUUGCCAAUAUGAAGGUGUUUAACAAGCCUGGCGUGGAUCUGAGUAACGGGUUGGAGGACGUUCCUGUGUUGUGUGAGGACCCAACAUUUCCUUCUUUCCAGUACUGCCCGGACAACGUUCAGGGGCCAGGAUGCGACGUGGACCCCAGUGAGGUCUCCCUCCCGGGGUGCUCCUGCCUGUCCCGGCCCUGCCGCCCGGACGCUUGCCCCUGCCUGCAGGCGUCCGGCGGGGCCUACGACGGCUCGGGCACGCUGCUGCUGCUCCUCUUGGGCGGGGCCGACUCCGGCUACAGCCCGCCGGUUUUCGAGUGCAACGCCCUCUGCGCCUGCGGCGACGCCUGCUCCAACAGGGUGGUGCAGCGGGGGCUGCGGCUCCGGCUGGAGGUCCUCCGCACGCCGGACAGGGGCUGGGGGGUCCGGACCCUGGAGCCCGUCCGGCGGGGGGCGUUCGUGUGCGAGUACGCGGGCGAGGUGAUCGGCCCGGACGAGGCCCGGCGCCGACAGCGGGCCCAGAGAGCCCAGGACAGCAAUUACAUCAUCGCCGUGCGGGAGCACGCCGGCGCGGGCCCCGUGGCCGAGACGUUCGUGGACCCGGCCCGGGCGGGAAACGUGGGCCGCUUUCUCAACCACUCGUGCCGGCCCAACCUGGUCAUGGUGCCGGUGCGCGUGCACUCCGUCACGCCCAGGCUGGCGCUGUUCGCCGAGCGGGACGUGGACACCGGCGAGGAGCUGACGUUCGACUACUCGGGAGCACACGGUAACCGGGGACCCGCCCAGCCGCCCAACACGCAGAACACAAACUCCCCCCAGAGGAAAGCCUGCCACUGCGGCGCCGACACCUGCACCCGAUUCCUACCUCUGGAUCUGUCUAUCCUAGGCUGACUUUUUCGAGAUAAGCUUCUAGAUUUGGUUAAGCGCCUUCUGCUUGCAAAUUUUCACCUCUCCCAGAUCUCUCUUUUGAUAGCCAUGAGUCUAUUUUCACUGAGGCUUUGGGUCAACUCAGCCGCUCAUUAAGACCAGGCCACGCUCAACACACUGUACGAACACAAUCAGCCGGAUGAGUCACAACCGCAUUCAUCCAUUUCCUGCGUUGUCCCCGUGAUCUUCCCCUGACUCCCCCUCGGUGUGAAAAGAUGCGAUGAAAACACAAAUAGGAGGUUUUAUUUAUCUCAGCGUGCACGCUGGUGACAUUCCUGUCUGUUUAUCUGUAUUCAUCCAUUCAGUUUUUCUUGUCUCAUCUAUUGCAAGCGCAGAAGUCCAGUUUUUGUCACCACACCUGAAUGCGCCACGGUGAUAAAUGGGGUUUCUUUCAGCAGCACAGCACAAGAGAACAUACGUGUCCCUGAUCAGAAAGAAGAACUCACAUAUUUAGUAGUAACUAUAUGCUUCCACCAUAAUAACAUGUAUUUGUUGUUGUCACGUGAUAAGCGCCUUUCUUGUAGAUAUUCUCAGCUUGUCAUGGUGCUCUCACCUCAAGAGAGGUGCAGUCCAAUUAAAAUAGGCCGCGGGGCAUAGUUUUUAUAGAAAGCCACUGUAUUCCCCUGUCAGAGGAGGAGCGAAGGUGGCCCACUUUAGCGUGACCAUUCUGAAAUCAGGCCUCUCUCUAUUCAACCUGCCCCAUUUCCAGUCUAGACCCGCUUUCUUCUUAUUAAUAUCCACAUCUGGGUUAAUUAGGAUGGAGACCCAUGUUUCAUCCAGAAAUGAGACCAGUGCUGCAGCCACACCGGAGCAGAGAAGGACUCAGUGGUGGAGGGGACGGGAACCUUCUGCUGAUCGGAGACCGCUGUCAAGCCGAUUGGUCUUUGUGUCAGUCAGCGGAGAGGAGUCUGUCGAAUCGGCCCCCAUCCUGUCCCCUGGAAGCUUUACCUGAGGUUUCUUUUUGUCCACAAAGGGGUUUUUCUCUGCACUCGGUCUGACGCACAUUCAGAAAUUGAAUAUUAAACUUAAAGGGACGGACGGUUUUCAAGGCCUAAAUGAGAAGAUGAAUAUCUGUUCAUGUGUUCUCUGAAUUACACUAAGCCCACUAAUAAAAUCAGGAAUACUUUGAAUUCAUGUGUAGAAAAUGUAGUUGGAUGAAGGUGACCUUUAUAGAAAAGUUGUAUGGAGAUGAUUGAGAAUAUAUUUAUAUAUAUAUGGUGUUGUUAUUUUCCCAGCACAUUUCGCUGUCCUCAGCCUUUUUGGACAGUUGUGCCUUGUGAAAAAUUUGAUUCAACAGUGCAGAUUUAUCAUGACUCAUGUCAUUUUUGAGUCAGAUGUCCCUGGAAUCCCCAUGGCAACCGGCCCUGUGUACGGCGGGUGAUUUACUCAGCACACAGCGCUGGUUUCUUCGGAAGUGCGCGAAGACUGAUCUCAGAUCCUGGCUGGUGAAGAGCAGCGCUGCCAACGGACGGCUUCGCUCCGGCGUUGUCACCUAGCAACCAGCAGUUAAUCACAUGAGGUGAACUUCCCACCAAAAUCCACACUCACCCCCCCUAACCAAAACACACACACACGCAAGACACGGAUAACAAAACAAACCAAGGAUGCACCGCAGCUCAUUGAGCCCGAUCUUUGAUUUUAAGACUGGAAAACAUCUUCAUUGUCACAUGAGCUGUGUUAUGUGUUUUUAGGGGGGCGGGGUUUACUUUGCAAGGUAGCUUAAGUCAAAGUGUUGUAAUGUGAUGUUUUCAUUUCAAGUUACUAAAGUAAUCCCCCCUUGCUUCUUGUCCUCAAGAUGUCUGUAGAAAUUGAAUUCACCGAAAGUUUUAAAAAAUCCUUAAAAGAAACAAAUUAAUGAAUGAGUUUACUGUGUGAGGAAGCCAUAAAUUCCGCAUGUCUCUACACAAACACAUGGAUGGAUUUUACAGUUAUAACUGUAUUUGAAAUUAAUACAUUUUACACAAAUACUGAGCUUUGUUUUUCCUUUUUUGAUGAUUGCAAGAAACUGAAAUGUUAAGGAAUAUUAAAAUUUCACAAAAAUCCAUCUGCAAUGAAGGAUUUUUAAAUUUUUUAUUGAAACUGCUGUCAUGAAAAUGCAAUAAUGUUCAUUCACUGACCGAGGUCCAGCUGAAAACCCCCCCUCCUGUUUUCCUCUCCUAUGCACUUUAACCUGACCUUGUUGGGAAACGGCAUUGUUCAAGUUAAGAUCGUUCAAAGAAAGGUGUAAAGAAAAAGGCAGCUGCGCUGAAUCUGGUCACACUUAAAGUGAGCUGUGAUGUGAGCCAGCGUCAGUCGGUCGGCAGUGGUUUUAAAACACUCUCCAAAAACCUAAUUGGGCACUUUGUGGUCUUUUUGUGUUGUUUCAGUGAUUUUCUUUUUUCUCCCUGACCUUAAUUUUUGCCUCAACUCGACAACAAACUGAGUUGCCAGUCUUCCUUUAUGAUAAGUGGACCUUUUUUUGAAGAAAAUAAAUUAAACACA